UACAUAUGUUUAAAAUAGAAACAUAAAAUAGUGUGACCAGCUGAUGUGCUGGUCCCAUGAAUUUGUCCAUCUCUGGUGAACAGCUGUCAUCAUCGCCGCCCUUAUAAAAAACAACGAUAUAACAAGAUGGCCUUCAACUUCACCGCCUUUACGUACAUAGUGGCCCUGAUAGGCGAUGCAUUUUUAAUAUUUUUCGCAAUAUUUCAUGUCAUUGCCUUUGACGAGCUGAAAACGGAUUAUAAAAACCCAAUAGAUCAGUGCAACAGCCUCAAUCCGCUGGUUUUACCGGAGUACUUGCUGCACAUCUUCCUGAACUUGCUGUUCUUGUUCUGUGGCGAAUGGUUUUCACUUUGUAUCAACAUCCCCCUCAUAGCCUAUCAUAUUUGGCGCUACAAAAACCGCCCUGUGAUGUCUGGACCUGGACUUUACGAUCCUACCACGGUCUUAAAAACCGACACCCUAUCCCGGAAUAUGCGUGAGGGCUGGAUCAAAUUGGCCGUCUACUUGAUCAGCUUCUUCUACUAUAUAUACGGCAUGGUUUAUUCGCUCAUCUCGACAUAGAGGUAUUGAGGCAGCUGCCUCGGGAUCUCAUUGUUGGCGCCAGCGCAUCCGCAUCGUGUAUUAGUUGUCAGAACUCAAGUGGAAGACUCCCUUUCUAAGGGAGAUUCCCAAUCAACCGCGAACAAUACUUCACUUGUAAAUUCUAGUGUAAAACCAUACAAAACAUAUUGCAGCUUUGUUUUUUUAUAAUUUGUAACCUAUUGUCUGCAUUAAGAUAUUUUAACGUUUUUUAUUAUAAUUUUUUUUUGCAUUUCGCAUCCUUGGUGUAGAUGGAUUUUAAGAAUUAAAUAAAUGUCAAAACAAAGUAA
This is a messenger RNA of Drosophila elegans, 869 nucleotides long. RefSeq names its product protein cornichon (gene cni). Gene Ontology annotation, biological process: endoplasmic reticulum to Golgi vesicle-mediated transport. The record is from RefSeq and is a predicted model, not a curated record. Lineage: Eukaryota; Metazoa; Arthropoda; Insecta; Diptera; Drosophilidae. Bases 127 to 561 code for a protein of 144 amino acids. The transcript has 5 exons. Gene Ontology annotation, cellular component: COPII-coated ER to Golgi transport vesicle; endoplasmic reticulum membrane.